This is a messenger RNA of Camelus dromedarius (Arabian camel), 1942 nucleotides long. It is a transcript of the gene AGTR2, whose product is annotated as angiotensin II receptor type 2. The transcript has a single exon. Gene Ontology annotation, cellular component: external side of plasma membrane; membrane. Gene Ontology annotation, molecular function: angiotensin type II receptor activity; C-C chemokine binding; C-C chemokine receptor activity. The record is from RefSeq and is a predicted model, not a curated record. Gene Ontology annotation, biological process: immune response; cell chemotaxis; regulation of apoptotic process. NCBI's taxonomy places the organism in Eukaryota, Metazoa, Chordata, Mammalia, Artiodactyla, Camelidae. The coding region runs from base 30 to 1118 and encodes 362 amino acids.
UAAGAAUUAGGAGCUGCUGACAUUUCAAUAUGAAGGACAACUUCACCCUCGCCACCAUCAGCAAAAACAUCACCAACAGUCUUCACGUCGGACAUGUGAACAUCUCUGGCAACGAGUCUACCUUUAAUUGCUCACAUAAACCAUCAGAUAAGCAUUUAGAUGCAAUUCCUGUUCUCUACUACAUUAUUUUUGUGGUUGGAUUUCUUGUCAAUACUAUUGUGGUUACGCUGUUUUGUUGUCAAAAGGGUCCUAAAAAGGUUUCCAGCAUUUACAUCUUCAAUCUGGCUGUGGCUGACUUACUGCUUUUGGCUACUCUUCCUCUCUGGGCAACUUACUAUUCUUACAGAUAUGACUGGCUCUUUGGACCUGUGAUGUGCAAAGUUUUUGGUUCUUUCCUGACUCUAAACAUGUUUGCAAGCAUUUUUUUUAUCACCUGCAUGAGUGUUGAUAGGUACCAAUCUGUCAUCUACCCCUUUCUGUCUCAGAGAAGAAAUCCCUGGCAAGCAUCUUAUAUAGUUCCCCUUGUUUGGUGUAUGGCCUGUCUGUCCUCAUUGCCAACAUUUUAUUUCCGAGAUGUCAGAACCAUUGAAUAUCUAGGAGUGAAUGCUUGCAUUAUGGCUUUCCCACCUGAGAAAUAUGCCCAAUGGUCAGCUGGGAUUGCCUUAAUGAAAAAUAUCCUUGGUUUUAUUAUUCCUUUAAUAUUCAUAGCAACAUGCUAUUUCGGAAUCAGAAAACACCUACUGAAGACCAAUAGCUAUGGGAAGAACAGAAUAACUCGUGACCAAGUCCUGAAGAUGGCAGCUGCUGUUGUUCUGGCGUUCAUCAUUUGUUGGCUUCCCUUCCAUGUUCUGACCUUCCUGGAUGCUCUGGCCUGGAUGGGUGUCAUUAAUAGCUGUGAAGUUAUAGCAGUCAUUGACCUGGCACUUCCUUUUGCCAUCCUCCUGGGAUUCACCAACAGCUGCAUUAAUCCCUUUUUGUAUUGUUUUGUUGGAAACCGGUUCCAACAGAAGCUCCGCCGUGUAUUUAGGGUUCCAAUUACUUGGCUCCAAGGCAAGAGAGAGAGUGUGUCAUGCCGGAAAAGCAGUUCCCUUAGAGAAAUGGAGACCUUUGUGUCUUAAACAUGACAGUGGAAUGUAUGUUAUCAACAUGGCUGCUUGUUUGAGGUCUCCUUGAAUUAUAUUUUAAUGGCUUUCGUAAAACAAGUUUUUCCCUUAAUGUAAUCUUAUCUCACUCUUCUAGAACAGGAAAUCAGAUGUAAAUUGAAGUUUUAGUCUCCAGUGACUUUCAAGCAUUGCCUCUUUUUUUCUGGCCUCUCAGGACAAAACUGUCAUUUGGGAGAUGGAUCCAUAACCUAGAAGUAACUGUGGAUUUAUCUCAAACUAUAAUUAACAACAAAUUGUGAAUGAUGAUUUGGGAUUUUAGAUUCUCCCUGACAAAUGCUGGAGUUUUUAUUGGCUUUUUUUCUUUAGAUUACAAUUUGAGGAAUUUUGAUAGAUGUAUAUAUCAAUGAAACCACUACCACAAUCAAGAUAGCUAACAUUUCCAUCACUCCCCAAGAGGUGCAAUUUUCGAAUUUUUAUUGGUUUUUGUAUCUAUUUUCAUCAGGCUUUUCUCUUGAACCAAGGCCAAUCUUUUAACUCAUUGCAUUAUUUACAAGACACCAUGCUAACAGAAAUGAGUGUUUCUAAGUGAAGUAUACUACAAUAGAUUGGUACCGAUUAUUCAGGCUCUAGGCAUAUGCCUUUUACUUUAUAUUAUAAGUAAUAAUCCUUUUAUAUUUCACUUGAGCAUAGGUUUAUAUUUAAGAUAUAGCUACAUAUUGAGUAGGGCUAGGAAUAUAGAUUAGAUCACAUGUACUACACUUUAGUUUAUAUUUACAGUUAUAGAAAGUAAAAUAUAUAAUAAUGCAGAUUUGUAAUUAACAAAUAUUUGAGUGUUCACU